AUGAAUUUAUAUGGAACGUUAUUUUUGACAUUUUCGACGACAUUUUGUCCUCUUCUUGCUGGUUCUUUGACUAUGGGAAUUUUUGCAUAUCUUGGAUAUCCGAUCAACUGUUUAAUGCUAAUGACACCUUUCUUGGUUUUGGCUGUUGGUGUUGAUGAUGCUUUUUUAAUGAUGCAUCAUUGGUUUAAAUCUGUCGAAGUUGAUAGUUCCGUUCGUUUUUGUGCCGUUUUAAUUCAUGUUGGACCAUCCAUUUCGUUCACUUCAUUAACGAACAUUUGUGCAUUUUGCAUUGGUGGGAUGCUGGCAACUCCAGCUCUUCAAUUGUUUUGUUAUUGUACAGCAGUGGCUUUGAUAUCCGAUUGGAUUUUACAACUUUUUGUUUUCGCUCCAACUCUUUUAAAUUUUCAUUAUUGUUCGUAUGAUAUAUCAUUAAAAAUUUCUCAAAAACACAGAUAUUCUAUCAUAAAAUAUUGCGAAAAUCUUCAAAAAACAUCGAUUCGUUUCAUAUUUAUUAUAUUUCUAAUAAUUUAUUGGACAUUUGGUAUAUAUGCUUUAUUACAAAUGCAACAAGAUUUUUCACCGAAGAAGGCGUUAGAUACCAAUUCACAUUUCGCAAAAUCGUUGCCAGUAAUUGAUCAGUCUCAACAAGAAAUGUUCGUCAAAUUUCAGGCUUUUAGUGAAUAUGAUAUUAUAACAGUAUUCAUAACAAAACUACCACCGGAUGCGAGGACUCUUCUUAAUGGAAUAAGUUCGAUACAACAGUUGGAAUAUAUUUGUGACAAUUUUAAUACUUGGAUAGAAGACUACGAUUUACAAUAUUAUUCCUCUAAUGACACACGAAAUAUUACUCUUGACAAAUAUUUUGAACAUUUGCCUGAAUUUCGGAAAAUAUAUAAUGACGGAUAUAGUCGAAACGUUCUAUAUGAUCAAAAGGAAGAUAAAAAAUUAAUAAUUAAAAAUAUUUCACUUAAAAUAUGUCUUCAUGGACUCGCUACAUGGCGACAACGUGCAAUAGCACACGUGGAUUUAAGAAAACAUUUGCCUCCUGGUUUUAUUAUAUAUACUUACGAUUCAACGAUAUUUGAUGUAAUGAUAACCGCUAAGAAAAUCACUCUUCACUCAUGUAUUAUUACGACAAUUUGUAUGAUUAUUCUAUCCACUGUUUUCAUUCCAACUGUACAAGCUGCAACUGUUGCUGCCCUUUCUGUUUUAUCUAUGAACAUCGGGAUCGUUGGAUUCUUAAGCGUGUGGGAAGUUGAUAUGGAUAUCGUUACUAUGGUAAGUAUUGUAAUGGCGAUUGGUUUAACUAUUGAUUAUGCAGCUCAUAUAUGCUAUAAUUUUUUUAUUAGUGAUGUAAAGCUAAGUGCCACAGUUCGAAUGGCUGAAUGUAUAGAUGGCAUCGCAUAUCCAAUUUUUCAGAUCCUCGAUUAA
Messenger RNA from Dracunculus medinensis (Guinea worm), 1431 nucleotides. The record is from the annotation of a GenBank genome assembly. Lineage: Eukaryota; Metazoa; Nematoda; Chromadorea; Rhabditida; Dracunculidae.